Messenger RNA from Xenia sp. Carnegie-2017, 2901 nucleotides. Its product is annotated as collagen alpha-3(VI) chain-like. The transcript is spliced from 11 exons. The record is from RefSeq and is a predicted model, not a curated record. NCBI's taxonomy places the organism in Eukaryota, Metazoa, Cnidaria, Anthozoa, Malacalcyonacea, Xeniidae. Bases 123 to 2321 code for a protein of 732 amino acids.
UGGUAGCAACCACAGUACAAACACAACAACAAUUCUACAAGCUGAGAGAAACAUUUCCACAACAAAAAUUCACAGUGAAGUUUAAAGAUUAUUGCAACCUAAUAAUAAGAGAAGAUAUUGAUAUGGCAUCAUUCAUUUUUCUCGCAACAUUUCUUUGCUGUUGUCUGAGCAGCCAUGCUUUACCUGUAAAGUUUUCUAACGGACAAAAUAGUGUCUGCAGUCAAGAACCAAGGGAUGUAUUUCUUGUCGUGGAUGGUUCGGCAAGUAUUGGAAUGAACCAAUUUGAAAGAGUUCGGGAAUUCAUUUUUCGACUGAUCAAAGCAGUGAAAGUUCACAAAGAUUAUACUCAUUUUGGACUCAUGCAGUUUAGUACAGAAGAGAAGACAAAAAUUGAAUUUGGUCUUGACGAAUCGCAUGAUUCUAGUAUUUUACUUGACAAAGUACAAUCAUUAAAGUACCAAAGUGGAUCAUCAACAAGAACCGGAAAUGCUCUAGAAAUUGUGGAAAGAGAGAUAUUUACACCUGGAAAAGAUGGCAGACCCCAUGUCCCAGACUAUCUUAUCAUAUUUACUGAUGGCCAAGCAAAUGAUCGAUCAAAAACCUUUAGAAAUGCUAAAAAACUCAAGGAUAAAGGCGUCAAAAUUGUUACUAUUGCGGCAGGGAACAAGAAAUUAGAAUUCUUAAAUCAACUUGAAAAGAUAGCGAGCACACCUUCUGAUGUUUGGAUGGCUGACUUUGAUAACUUAGAUGAAAUUGUAAAUGUGGUUGCUAAAAAUGUUGUCAAUGAAGUUUGUCCAACACCUCCCCAGGACUACACUACAAUGAUUUGUUCCCAAGAGCCGCGUGACGUCUUUCUGGUCGUGGAUGGCUCUUCGAGUAUCGGGAGGACACAUUUUGAAAAAAUUCGCAGUUUUUUAACCACACUCGUCAAAACUGUGGUCGUCAAUGAAAAUAUGACUCAUUUUGGUCUUUUGCAGUUCAGCAGUCGUGAAAAAACAAAGAUCGAGUUUUCUUUAGAUUAUUCUUUUAGAGAAGCAACAUUGUUGAAUCGUAUCAAGUACUUAAGAUAUCAAGAAGGCACAAGUACUUAUACUGGAAAUGCAUUAAAGAUUGUGGAAGAAGAGGUGUUUACGAUACAAGGCGAUAAUCGACCGGAUGUUGAAGAUAUUUUAAUCGUGUUCACAGACGGCGCAACACGUGAUCAAAGUGUGGCUGUUACCUAUGCUGAUAAGAUGAAACAACAAGGUGUUAAGAUUAUUGGAAUUGCAGCUGGGUCAAAACGUGACCAGUUUAAGCAUCAGGUGGAGGAAAUUGCUAGCGGACCUGAAGAUGUUUUUAUGGUUGAAUUUGACGAACUUCAUAAAGUUAUUUCUAAACUUGUCAAUUCUGUUUGCAAAGCUCCACCUACGACAAAACCACCUACAACAACUCGUAAAGCCACCACUACUCUUCCUCCUACAACAACCCCCGCGCCAACGACGACUCCAACACCAUCUAUAUGCCACAUUAGGGAUAAACGAGAUGUAUUAUUCCUGCUUGACAUCCCUAGGCAAGUAUCAAUCAGACAGUUUCAAAUGGUAAAACAAUACUUGAAAAAUCUGGUGCAGAAAAUGCCAAUUAAGGACGAUCGUUUUAUGAUCGGAAUUAUGAAUGUCGGAGAUAGUGCAGAGCCCAAAAUGUAUUUGGAGUUUGAAGAAGGUUUAACGCUAAAUAAAUUGCAGUACAAGAUUGACAGAUUAAAACGGAAGGGUUCUAGAUAUGGCUUUAAUGUUGCUGGUUAUGAACAAGCAGGAUACCAGUUUCACCAGAUGAACACGAAGUAUAACCGUUACGAUGUUGAUGACGUAAUAAUCUCUCUGACAACCCGCUCAUUGCGUGACUGGCCGACUUGGGAUAGUGACGUCACAAAGGCUUCACGUGAUAUCCAAAUGUUUGCUGACAUGCGAACAAAGAUAAUAACUGUGGCCUUAGGUGACCAGCGUCCUCGUAUCUCUAUGCAAAUGAAUCAGAUUAAAGUGUUUGAUAGUCCACUCAUCAAGUCAAGUUAUAAAAGACUGGUGAAGAGUGAUGCAAAAGUACUUGAUGUUAUGCAUAACAUAUGUCCUUCUAUUCAAACAGGAACUUUAUUUCCUCAGCAAGAAUGUGAACGAACACCUCAUGACAUUUUUUUUGUCGUUGAUGGUUCAGCAAGCAUUAAAUCUCACAACUUUCUUCAUGUGAGGAAAUUUCUUAUGGAUCUCCUCUACAUGUUACGAGCAGGAAUUUCUGAUAUUAACGUUGGAAUGCUACAAUUUAGCGAAGUGGAAAAACUGCAGUAUUGAUGGAUCUUAAUAAACAUCCUUUUAUUGAACAAAUGAAGAAAGUAACAAAAAUGGUUUAUCAAGCUGGAACACGUACUAUGACUGGUGAUGCUCUCACUCUUGUGGCUAAUCAGGUUUUCAACGGAAAUCCCGAAAAUGGCGACAGACCAAAUGUCCAGAAUGUCUUAAUUCUAUUUACCGAUGGAAAUGCUCAUGACCUUCCAGUUGCUUUGAAACAAGCUAAAGAGCUAAAGUCACGUGGUGUACGCGUGAUAACGAUUGGAGCUGGAGUGAAGAGGAAUAUUAAACGAUUUGAACACGAACUGAAAGAAAUGAGUUCUGAUCCACAGAAAGACUUUUUAAUGGUUGACUUCAAAGAUCUUAACGGAUUUGCAAACAAGGCCUUCCCGCUAAUUUGUCGUGGCAGGUAGAAAACUAAGAAAGAUAAUGUGACGGAUAGGAAUAGAGCUUAAGAAUACAAAUGUUUUGUAAAAUAAAUAUUGAACAAGAUUUGAAUCAUUAGUUUGAAGAUCGAAGUCCACAUUCCAAAAUUCCAUAAAAGUCAGGCGAGAAAAAACUGGCAAACAACCAAUAAUGUAAA